Pelodiscus sinensis (Chinese soft-shelled turtle) is the source of this 3911-nucleotide messenger RNA. The record is from RefSeq and is a predicted model, not a curated record. Lineage: Eukaryota; Metazoa; Chordata; Testudines; Trionychidae.
UGAAGCUUCUGUGUAUUUACAGUACACUUUCCAUUACGUUUUACAAUAGGAAUCAGUUUGAUGGGCCACUUAGUGAGUGGACAACCAUGAAAGGAUUGGUUCAAACAAUGGUGAAUGUUCGGCUACGGGCUUGUGUACACUUAAAAGCACUACCUGUAUAACUAUUUCUGUUCAGGAAGAGAUUUUCACUUUAAAAAAAUCUGUAUUGUAAAAGGCCUGACUCUGGAUGUCGUGACAGUGGUUGAACAGUGACUUCUGUGACUUAUUCUCUUGCCCCUACAAGACUCACUGGACUGCUACAUGCAUUUCCCUGAUUAUUGCUGAGGCCAUGGUCCAUGGGAUUGUAUAACAUUAGCUCUACUACUACAGUGAAAGGAGUACAACUUUCUAGUACUGACAAGCCCAGAGAGUCUGAUCCUGUGCUGUGUUGAACAGCCUCACUGCUCAGAGACUGCCAAACUCAGACAUAAAAGAAACAACAGGCACGAAGCAGGGGGGAGGCUAAAGAUCAGCUCUGUCAUGCUCAGUGACUGGUGCACAUUUUCCGCAUGGAAUUCUCUUUUGUGAACUUGGCUGUAUUGUUUUAUGGCCCGGCUUGUCUGCCCUACUAGAGCAUUCUUCCCCUUCCUCCCCCAGCAUACACACCCUUAAGUUAUCAGCUCAAGAAUGAGGUGUGUCUGCCUACCGUCAGGACAAAUGAAACCUCGUCCACAUUCCAAAGACACAGUGACCCAGCGCUGGGCGGGGGAGGGUCCUGGCAUGAUGCGUCACUUACAAGCACAAAGACUUGGAGCUUGGACUGCACUGAAGUUCCGCUGGUGAAGGAGAGAGCUGGGCAAAGCUCAGUGCCACCGCUCCCAGGCAGCAUCGCACAGAACGCACUGGCCGGGAAAGGGCUCUGCCUGCCGGCUGGGCUCCUCUCCUCCUCCCUCCACGUCCUGCAGCGGAGCUCUGUGAAGUCGCCCCACCCCAUCGCUUGCCUGGCGGCAGCUCCGUCUCAGCUUGGUGGAUCAGGCCUUCCAUGGCGUUUGUUGCUGUGGCAAGACCGGGCCACUGCUGCCCACUCUGGCUCCUGGGGCUCGUGGCGCUGCUGCCACCGAGGGCUUGCGGCCAGUGUGGGGCCCUGCCAAAGUUGAAUCAUGCCAUCCCGUUUAGAACUCAGCCGACAGAGCGCUUCCCAAUCAACACACAAGUGCAGUACAAGUGCGUUGAUAACUACGUUAAAAUCCCAGGAAAGCCGGACUCCACAAUUUGCCUUUCAAACUCUCAAUGGUCCAACUUACAAGAGUUUUGUGGCCGCAGCUGCCUUGUCCCGACGAGGUUCAGGUCUGCAGUGUUAUCUGAUGAGGAUUUGAGGAAGAGUUACUAUCCCGUUGGGACCACUGUGAGAUAUGACUGUCGGCCAGGUUAUCAGAGUACUGACCAGAAUCAUUUCCUUACCUGUCUUGAUGAUUUAACGUGGUCUAAAGCCCCUGAGUUUUGUACAACAAAAUUGUGUGGUGUUCCAAAAAGCCCAGAACAUGGCAGACUUGUUGAGACAACAAAUAACCAAUACGGUGCAAAAGUGAACAUACGUUGUGAUGAUGGACACAAAAUAAGUGGGCGGUCUUUCAUCCAGUGUUUUCUUAGUAGAACUCAAGAUCAAGUUGAGUGGACUAAACUUCCAACUUGUGAAUUGAUUACUUGUUCUACUCCUCCUAAUAUUGCCAAUGGGAUGAGCAAUGGAAGUGGCAUGGGAAGCUUUGGCUAUAACUCUUUGGUAACAUACAGAUGUGACCAUAAUUUCUCACUUACUGGAAAUGCCUCCAUUCACUGUACAACUAAAGAUAAAACCAAUGGAGUCUGGAAUGGGUCUGCCCCUGAAUGCAAAGCCAUAAUUACCCAGAACAAACCCACAAGUAUCCCUCCCGGUGGAACAGGAGUAGGUGAUACUUUCUCAGACUCUUUAGGACUCGGUUUAUUCAUCGACCUAGGUAUCGGUGCCAGUAUUGGAAUUGUAAUUGUUGUGGUUGCUGGGAUAGCACUGACAGUUUGGAAGAAAAAUGGGGUUAAGAUCAAUGCUGGCUAAUGGCUCUGGCUUACAAAUUAACAGUCAUAAUGUUGGAAGAAACGAAUAGAAAAGUUAGGAAAUAAGCUUCAUACAUUUGCACUGAAUUUCCGUGGUGAAAAUAGGCCCUGUACAGGCAACUGAUGUCUUUUGCACUACAGUUUUUCUUCUUUGAAUUGUAAUUGUAGUAGGAAUCUGAAGAAAACAAAGUCAAGGGAACCGGAAAGGGAACUUUUGACUUUAAAAACUGGUUUCUGAACCAAGCAAAGGCAGUUGGAAGCAUCAGAAUGACUGGCUAUUCUGCACACAUAGCUAGCUCUUUAUUCCGCCAGUCCAUAAUGCUAAAUGUUUCACCUUGUUAAAGAACAUCUUAGCUAUCUGAGCAUGGCAUAGUUUGGAUUGUGAGGUUUAGCUGCAGGUGGCAAGACAGCCUGUACAGAUACCUGCUUACUGACUUCCAUAGUGUAUAAGUCAGUAAAUGGGAAUUUGAAGAGGGCAGACCAGUGGUGGCCAGGUUGCAGGUGCAGCCCGUGCACCCCCUCUCUGGCCCCUUCCCCAUGCCUCAUGCUCUAGGGGGCCCACACUUACCUACUUCUCCCCUUCCCUCCCAGCACAAGUCAGCUGAUUCAUGCCUCAUCCUUGCUCCUCCCUCCCAGAGCUUGAACUGAAUUGCAGUGUUUAAACUCUAAGACAGAGGCAGGAGCAGUGACGGGGCACAUACUGGCCAAUUGAAGGUGCUCUGGAAGUGCUGGGAAAGAGGGGAAGGAGCAAGGACAGGAUGUGCUUGGAAGAGGAUAUUGGGCCGGAAUUUGAAAUUGUAAAGUAAAGGUAAAUGUUUGUUUGAGUAUUUGAUGUUGAUGACAGUUCUGUUAAUAUAUGAAUGAUUAAAGUAUUUCUACUAGUUUUGAAAUGUUUGGCAUACCUUUAUUAACAUAUUUAAUCUUAUUCCUGGGGUCACUGGGUAGGUCUAGACUACAUGCCUACAUUUUUACAGAGGCAUGUAAACUAGGCUACCCUACAGUCAAAGAAGCCAGGAUUUAAAUAUCCCCGGCUUCAUUAAAAUAAACAUGGCCACCGUGCUGUGCCAGCUCAGCUGAUUGUCGGCACAGCACAUGAGUCAAGACACGGAUUGGUCGAGAGGGGAAGCCUUUGUCCACUGCUCCUGUAACCUUGUUUAAUGAGGCAUAAGGCAGAGGCAUGUAAUCUAGACACACCUUGUUAGUGCAUGACUGAUUUCAAUCUUGUGGCCCAUUGAGAUGGAGGGCCACUCAUGCAACCCACUCACUAGCCUUGGUUGCCCAGUGCUGCUUUAAAUGGAAUGCCAUAAGAUUUCAAAUUUACUCUUCAUCUACAGGGUUUUGUUGACAUGAGAAUCUUUGCAGAUAGUUCCCUCACUUGUUCUCAGUUCUAUAACCUCAGUCGCUUUUUAAAAAUUGAUAUAUAGAGGGAGAGAGGGAGAGAGAGAGAAGUCUAAGAUGUGAGAUUAUAUAAAUAGUCUCUCUCCAAAGAGCGGCAUGUGUGAAUUUAUAUGGGCUUCCAGAGAUGUUCAGAAUACUCAUAUCGGAGGGCUUUUUAAAAAAAAAUUAGUGAAAAUAAGGAAUUCUGUAUGCUUCCUUAUAAUCAACAAGCACUUUAUCAGAGGAGCAAUAAGAUCAAAAGUGUAUGCCAUAGCAAGCUUUCCCAGGGUUUAGUGACUGAACUAAUUUUAUAUUUGGUACUCAAAAAUACCUGUCUUUGUAGGACUGGAAAACAAGCUUUUCAAAGUCAGGAAGUGGCACAGUCUGCUGGUAAAAUGGAAAUGAUGGUAAUCCAAUAUUUUAUUGUACAUUAUUUUAUAAUUUAAAAACAUGUUUAUGCUCUUUUU